AUGGCCCGACGGGUCACAAAACCUCGCAUCCUCAUAUGCAUCCUUCGCCGCGAUGUACGAUUGUCUGACAACCCUAUAUUCCAUCAUGCAUCGCAAGCGUUUAUCGACUACGACAGUCACCCAGAAACACCAGAUACGAACAGUAGAGAAGAUUCAAUGAUCUCGGACACAGAAGUUCCAGAUUUCACCCAUCUUCUUCCCGUCUACAUCUUCCCUGCGAAUCAGGUAGAAGUGUCUGGCUUUCUAGCGUCGGACUCGAAACGUUCGCCCUAUCCUGAGGCUCGAAGUCAAAUCGCUGGCGUAUGGAGGACUGGGCCACAUCGCGCCAAGUUCAUGGCAGAGGGGGCAUGGAAUUUGAAGGAGCGAUUAGAAGGUUUGGAAUGUGGAUCUGGCCUAGAUCUAAGAGUAGGUAUGAUCGGGGAUGUGGUUGAAAAUAUGUUACAAUGGUACGCAAAAGAGAAGGAUGACGAUGGUAACACAGCGGAAGUCUCGGCCAUUUGGAUGACUGCAGAUGAUGGAACCGAGGAACGAGCAGACGAGCGGGAUGUGAAAGGAAUCGCUGCACACUACGGGGUCAAUGUGCGUGUUUGGGAAGACGAGAAAUACUUCGUGGAUGAUCGAGAUCUUCCACUCGACAUGCGAAGUAUGUCCGACCUUCCUAAUGUCUACACAACAUUUCGAAAAUCUCUUGAACCGCUUCGUGAAUGCCCUCGCCAGAUCUUACCAGCCCCUACCAAACUUCCACCUCUUCCGCCACAUUCACCUCCUCAAAUGGGACCUUUCGAGAUUCCAAACAGCUUGCAAGCAUUGAUAGAGCGCCUGCUUGCGCCACUUAAUGAAGACCCAUCAUUUGGUCUUUCGUCGCCUCCGCAAUGGCCGGGAAACGUGGAAUCUGCGCAUCCCUUCAUGGGAGGAGAGUCUGCAGCACAAGACCGACUAUCGCAUCUCAUCGUCAGUGGUGCAAUGUCCUCUUAUAAAGCUACUAGGAACGGCAUGCUGGGUCUGGAUUUCAGUACAAAGCUGUCCGCAUAUCUUGCACAGGGCCAUCUAACAGCACGUCAAGUACAUUGGGCGAUGGCAGACUUCGAGGGAGGCAACGGCGAGGGUAGGGGGGUUCAAGGCUAUGGCAAAGGGGAAAACGAAGGAACAGCUGCGGUACGCUUUGAGCUACUCUGGCGAGACUACAUGAGACUGUGCGCACGUAAGUUUGGAUCACGGAUGUUCCACGUCGACGGAAUCAGGGAUACCACAUCAUCGAAGCGUAGAGAAGGCCAAGACUCUUACAACAGUGACCAAGACCAAUCAUCCGCGAAACGAUGGAGAUACAUACAUAAGGAUGGCAAAGCUGGUGACGAUCCAGCAAAGACGGCAGAAGUAUUCGAUCGCUUUCGGUCAGGACUCACCGGCAUCGGGUUAAUCGACGCUUCGAACCGCGAACUAUUCCUUACCGGCUAUACCUCGAAUCGUGCUCGACAGAACGUGGCAUCUUUCCUUGCCUCUCACCUCGGUAUUGACUGGAGGAUCGGCGCAGAGUGGUACGAAUUUCUUCUUGUCGAUUACGAUGUGGGCAGCAACUGGGGCAAUUGGCAGUACGUGGCUGGCGUAGGCAACGAUCCCCGGCAGGGCAGAGUCUUCAAUCCCAUCAAACAAGCCCUUGACUACGACCCAAAAGGCGAAUAUAUCACUGCUUGGGUGCCUGAACUCCGCAAACUUCAAAUAACAAAGGGCAUCGGCCCAAAUAAAGAGGAGGUGGAUCAGCAGCGUCUCAUGGGUCUCUUCCAGGCGUGGAGACUUGAAGGCUCCGAGAAGGCUCAAUUAGGUCUGCAAGGACUAGAAUGGGUGGAGCAUCCACUCGUUCGGAUUCAGUUCUCGGUCAACAGGAGAAGGGGCCAGGGCAACGAUGGCAGAGGGAAAGACAGAGGAAGUUGGAGAGGAGGACGAGGGAAAGGGAAAGGGAAUCGAAGGCUGGGAAACGAAGAGAAAUUGGGCAACUCUGGUCACGGUGACCAAAUGUAA
Molecule: messenger RNA, 2016 nt
Organism: Aaosphaeria arxii CBS 175.79
Lineage: Eukaryota; Fungi; Ascomycota; Dothideomycetes; Pleosporales
Product: cryptochrome
Exons: 2
Coding region: 1-2016 (671 amino acids)
Biological process (GO): photoreactive repair
Molecular function (GO): deoxyribodipyrimidine photo-lyase activity; damaged DNA binding; FAD binding
Source: RefSeq, a predicted model, not a curated record